Molecule: messenger RNA, 1268 nt
Organism: Myotis myotis
Lineage: Eukaryota; Metazoa; Chordata; Mammalia; Chiroptera; Vespertilionidae
Gene: MAS1
Product: MAS1 proto-oncogene, G protein-coupled receptor
Exons: 1
Coding region: 31-1008 (325 amino acids)
Biological process (GO): G protein-coupled receptor signaling pathway
Cellular component (GO): membrane
Molecular function (GO): angiotensin receptor activity
Source: RefSeq, a predicted model, not a curated record
CCCGGAAGAGCUCCCCCCUGAGGCCUCCCCAUGGGUGAGUCCAACGUGACCUCAUUUGCGGUCGAGGGCCCCACGAAUGCCUCGACGGGCAGGAACGCCUCCACCAGGGACGUGCGGGAGGAACUGCCCGCCGUGCUCUGGGUCAUUAUGAGCAUCUCCCCGCUGGGCUUCGUGGAAAACGGGGUUCUCCUCUGGUUCCUCUGCUUCCGGAUGCGAAGGAACCCCUUCACAGUCUACAUCACCCACUUGUCCAUCGCGGACAUCUCCCUGCUGUUCUGCAUCUUCAUCCUGACCGUCGACUACGCCUUAGGUUACGAGCUCCUAUCGGGCUACUACUACACCAUCGUCACCUUGUCCGUGACGUUCCUGUUUGGCUACAACACGGGCCUCUAUCUGCUGACGGCCAUCAGCGUGGAGCGGUGCCUGUCCGUCCUGUACCCCAUCUGGUACCGAUGCCAUCGCCCCAAGCACCAGUCGGCGCUCGUCUGCGCCCUCCUGUGGGCGCUGUCCUGCCUGGUGACCGCCAUGGAAUACGCCCUGUGCAUCGACAGCGAGAGGCAGAGCUACUCCCAACGCCACUGCAGGGCAGUCAUCAUCUUCAUCGCCAUCCUGAGCUUCCUGGUCUUCACGCCCCUCAUGGUGCUGUCCAGCGCCGUCCUGGUGGUCAAGAUCCACAGGAACACCUGGGCGUCCCACUCCUCCAAGCUGUACCUGGUCAUCGCGGUCACCAUCGCCAUCUUCCUCACCUUCGCCGUGCCCAUGCGAGUCCUCUACCUGCUGUUCUACGAGUACUGGUCCACCUUUGGGAGCCUCCACGACGUCUCCAUCCUCUUCUCCACCAUCAACAGCAGCGCCAACCCUUUCAUUUACUUCUUCGUGGGCAGCAGCCGGAAGAAGCGGUUCAAGGAGUCCUUAAAGGUGGUCCUGACCAGGGCUUUCAAGGACGAAACGCAGUCCAGGCGCCAGGAAGACAGCAGCAACCUCAACACCACCGAGACAGUCGUCUGAGCCCAAGCGGUGGGGCGCAGGGUGUGUGUCUCUGUGCCUGACGUACAACGGAAGUAGCUCCUGACUAUGAUUCGGAAGGACACCCCGCCCCCAGGAACAAGAUGCUAACUGACCAUGAGACUGUACUCUUGGACUGUGUCUUCUGGAAACGCCUACACAUGAACCUCAGUCACUUCUGUCUCAAUCAAAAUCCCUCUUUCGGUCCCUCCUCCACUCUUCCCAAGAACCACGCAGGUCACUCCAGCAGGAGGUGUGCAGGG